UAUCGGCCACCGUCGGCGCCUGGUUUGUUUAGCCGGAAGUAUCUUUUCAGACGUUAGCAAAGAAGCUUGCUCGGUUAGCCCGGGUUUUACUCUAACAUGGCCGCGUAUUCUAACGUAAAAUCAACCAAACUCGUCCUGAAAGGUCUGAAGGAUAAAAACAAAAAGAAGAAGAACAAGGACAAGAAAAGAAAACGCGGUGAUGAAGAGGAGAAAGUCGAUAUCGUCGGCGGCUGGUGGGUUGUUCAUAAUCUGGGUGAAAUCAGUGGGAUGGUGGCGAUUGAGAUGAACAGCAGGUCGUUCAUGCACGCACUGGACACAGGACUGUUCACUGUGGGAGCUCCACACACAGGAGAUGAUGAAGGUCCUGAUCCACCGGAACAGUUCACCGCCAUCAAGCUCUCAGACUCCAGAAUAGCUCUGAAGUCCGGUUACGGUAAAUAUUUAGGGAUAAACUCGGACGGCGUUGUGAUCGGACGCUCGGAUGCCAUUGGCUCCAGGGAGCAGUGGGAGCCGGUGUUCCAGGAUGGUAAAAUGGCUCUGCUGGCAGCGAACAGCUGUUUUAUUUCGUACAGUGAGAGUGGGGAUAUCGUGGCCAAAAGCAAAACCGCUGGUGAAGAAGAGAUGAUCAAGAUUCGCUCGUGUGCCGAGAGAGAGGAGAAGAGGAACGACGACAUCGCUGACGAGGACCGAGGAAACGUCAAGAGCUGCGAGAUCAACUACGUGAAGAAGUUUCAGAGCUUCCAGGACAGGAAGUUGAGGGUGAAUGAGGAGGACAGCAGCACGCUGAAGAAGGCCAGGACUGAAGGGAAAUUCCACGAGACUUUACUGGACAGGAGAUCCAAGAUGAAAGCUGAUCGAUAUUGCAAGUGACGCAGGAGGAACUUUUCCAUCUUUUUUUUUUAUUUUUAUUAUUAUAUUUUUUUAUUUUAUUUUUAUAAUGUUUCCAUGUUUAACAGUGAAGUGAGACAGGAGUCUGUUCUGUAAAACUCUGUAAAAAUUUAAUAAACAGAAAACAUCCAAACAUGAAA
This is a messenger RNA of Hemibagrus wyckioides, 1028 nucleotides long. RefSeq names its product FSHD region gene 1 (gene frg1). NCBI's taxonomy places the organism in Eukaryota, Metazoa, Chordata, Actinopteri, Siluriformes, Bagridae. Gene Ontology annotation, cellular component: nucleolus; striated muscle dense body; catalytic step 2 spliceosome. Bases 97 to 870 code for a protein of 257 amino acids. The record is from RefSeq and is a predicted model, not a curated record. The transcript has 9 exons. Gene Ontology annotation, molecular function: actin filament binding.